This is a messenger RNA of Monoraphidium neglectum, 1209 nucleotides long. Its product is annotated as putative cytochrome P450 12a5. The coding region runs from base 1 to 1209 and encodes 402 amino acids. Gene Ontology annotation, biological process: sterol metabolic process. NCBI's taxonomy places the organism in Eukaryota, Viridiplantae, Chlorophyta, Chlorophyceae, Sphaeropleales, Selenastraceae. The transcript has 12 exons. The record is from RefSeq and is a predicted model, not a curated record. Gene Ontology annotation, molecular function: monooxygenase activity; heme binding; iron ion binding.
AUGGCCGACCCCCGCACCGCAGCCACCAUGGCGGACGGGGCCCUCCGUCGCACCCAGCGCCGCCUGAUGCAGCCGGCCUUCUCAAACGACGCGCUCAACGGGUAUGUGCCCAUCAUGGGCCGCAUCGUGGAGGAGUCGCUGGCGGCGCUGGCGGCCGGCGGCCCCUUUGAGCUGCGGUCAGAGGUCAGGACCACCACGGUUGACCUCGCCAACAGCCUGCUGGUCGGCCUGACUGGCCUUGACUCUGCCGCCAAGAGGGAGCUGCAGGCCGUCAUGGACGACUUCUUCAGCGGCACACAGGCCCUGGAGCUGUCGGAGGAUCCCAACAGCGUGUUUGGGAGGGGGCUGGCCGCCAAGAAGCGGCUGUUUGAGAUGCUGCAGCCGGCGCUGGUGGAGCAGCGUGACGCGCUGCUGGCUGAGGGCCACAUCCGCAGUGACGGCAACACAAAGCCCAGGAAGUCGGUGCUGGGCUGCAUGAUGGACGCGCGCAUUGCUAUGGGCGACGCCGACGCGUUGCACGAUCUGGACGUUCUCACCUACCAGUGCAUAGGCAUGCUUAUGGCCGGGGUGGACACCAGCGGCAGCAGCUUCACCACACUGCUGGUGGCACUCACUCAGAUGCCUGAGGUCGUUGAACGCCUGAGGGAGGAGCAGCAGAAAGUCAUACAGACCCACGGCCCCGGCCUCACGCGCGCCGCACUGGAUGCCAUGAAGUACUGCGACGCGGUGGUCAAGGAGGUGCAGUACAUCCAGCCCGCGGGCGCAGCCAACCUCAGGGUGGCCCUGAAGGACCUCGAGAUCGGUGGCUGCUCCAUCCCUGCGGGAGCCAUGAUCGUUGUGCACUGGCACGCCGCGCACAUGCUGGAGGAUGCGGAGUUCUUCGGCCGCCAAACAGUGCCGCUGCCGCGGGCCGGCCGCCCCGCGGUGCUGGACAAAGACUACCUCUCACAGGUCUUCCGCCCCGAGCGCUGGCUGGCCGGCGGCGUCGGCGGCCGCAAGCCGACGAUGCUGACAUUCCACUACGGCCCCCACACCUGCCUGGGCACGACCCUAUACAUGCUGGAGGCCAAGGCGCUGCUGGCGGCCCUGGUGCGCGGGUACGACCUGGAGCUGCUGGCCGACCCGGCCACCAUCCCAUGGACCUACGCGCCCCUGUCGCUGCCAGACAGGGCGGUGCCGCUCAUGGCCCGCCUUGCGGCGCGCGCGUGA